AUGCCGCCAAAGAAGGCUCAAAAGGCACAAAAAGAUGCCGAGAAGAAGAACAAGGCCAAGAAGGUCCAGAAGCAGAUGGAGGACAAGACUUUUGGGCUGAAAAACAAGAACAAGUCGAAGAAGGUGCAACAGUUUGUGAACCAGGUCACAUCUCAGGGAGUAGACAAGCGGGCCGAGGCCAUGGCCAAGCAGCGUGCUGCCGAGAAGAAGGCUGCCGAGGACGCCAAGAAGGAGGCGGCCAAGCUGCUGCAAUCGUCUAUCCCCACACAGAAAGUGCCGUUUGGAGUGGAUCCAAAGUCGAUCUUGUGUGAAUUUUUCAAAGCUGGUGCGUGUACAAGAGGCAAGAACUGUAAGUUCAGCCACGACCUGACGGUGGGUAGAAAGGCCGCCAAGAGAGAUUUGUACUCGGACGACAAGGACGAGGAGAAGAAAUUGGACACAAUGGACAACUGGGACGAGGAGAAGCUGAGAAAGGUGAUUUUGUCCAAGCAUGGCAACCCAAAGACCACCACAGACAUUGUUUGUAAGCAUUUCAUCCGCGCGGUGGAGGAUGGAAAAUACGGUUGGUUCUGGACGUGUCCGGACUCUGAUCCGAAACAGAACAAGGAGUGUAAGUACAGACACUCUCUUCCGCCAGGAUUUGUUCUCAAAACCAAGGAACAGAGACGGUUGGAGAGAAUGGCAUUGGACGCACAGCCAAAGAUCACGUUGGAGGAUUUCAUCGAGACAGAAAGAGACAAGCUGCCAAAGACGAACCUGACUCCGAUCACGCCAGCAUCGUUUGCCAAAUGGAAGCUGAAACACACACAGGAAAAAGAGAAGAGCAAGGACAAGGCCAAGCGCGACCUGACGGGAAGAGAGAUCAUUAUCAAGAAGUUUGCCGACAAGUUCUACCAGGAAGAAGAUACAGGAGACAAGGGAACGGAGAUCGACAUGUCUGCGUUCCGCGACGCUAUAGAGGAGGUGGAGGAGGAGAAUAUCAAGGACUACGGAGACGGCAAGAACGCUUUUUUUGAGGAAAAUAAUGCAACUUGA
Molecule: messenger RNA, 1035 nt
Organism: Ogataea philodendri
Lineage: Eukaryota; Fungi; Ascomycota; Pichiomycetes; Pichiales; Pichiaceae
Exons: 1
Coding region: 1-1035 (344 amino acids)
Biological process (GO): cytoplasmic translation
Cellular component (GO): cytosol
Molecular function (GO): mRNA binding; metal ion binding
Source: RefSeq, a predicted model, not a curated record